Molecule: messenger RNA, 1679 nt
Organism: Pangasianodon hypophthalmus (striped catfish)
Lineage: Eukaryota; Metazoa; Chordata; Actinopteri; Siluriformes; Pangasiidae
Gene: g6pc1a.2
Product: glucose-6-phosphatase catalytic subunit 1a, tandem duplicate 2
Exons: 5
Coding region: 73-1140 (355 amino acids)
Biological process (GO): glucose 6-phosphate metabolic process; gluconeogenesis
Cellular component (GO): membrane
Molecular function (GO): glucose-6-phosphatase activity
Source: RefSeq, a predicted model, not a curated record
UCAAGGCUAUCAGUCCUCUCUCUCUCUCUCUAAUCAACAGUCAGCUAUUUUUUGAAGAGGAACGCCGUCAGAAUGAACACGCUGAUGGAUGCUAUGCAUGGCUAUGGUGUGAGCUCCACACAGUAUCUACAGACUCACUACAAAGACGCACAGGGCUGGUUCCUGUUUGUCUCCAUUGCUGCUGACCUACGCAACACCUUCUUCAUCUUCUUCCCCAUUUGGUUCCACCUGAGGGCAUCUGUGGGCAUCAAACUCAUCUGGGUGGCCGUCGUUGGGGAUUGGCUCAACCUUGUCUUCAAAUGGAUCCUGUUUGGAGAGCGGCCCUACUGGUGGGUCCACGAGACACCCUACUACAGCAACAUGUCUGUGCCGCACAUUGAACAGUUUCCCAUGACCUGCGAGACAGGCCCAGGUAGUCCAUCGGGUCAUGCUAUGGGUGCAGCUGGAGUUUACUAUGCCAUGGUCACCUCCAUCCUCACCAUCAUGCUGAGCAAAAAGGAGACAUGUUCCACUAAGGCACUGUACUUGCGUGGCACCCUCUGGACUCUUUUCUGGACCGUUCAGAUCUGCGUUUGUCUCUCUAGGGUCUUCCUUGCUGCCCAUUUCCCUCAUCAGGUCAUUGCUGGGGUAAUUACAGGUAUGAUCGUGGCUGAAGUCUUCAACAAGCAGAGGUGGAUCUACUAUGCCAGCCUGCAGAGGUACUUCAACAUCACUCUGGUCCUGCUUGUUUUUGCUGUAGGCUUUUACGUUCUCCUGAAGGCUGUGGGUGUGGAUCUGCUGUGGACUCUGGAAAAAGCUCAGAAAUGGUGCGUGAACCCAGCGUGGGUCCACAUGGACACGACGCCAUUUGCCAGCCUGCUGCGUAACAUGGGCACCUUGUUCGGUCUGGGCCUGGGUCUGCACUCGCCACUCUAUACUGAGAGCAAGAAGAGCACCAGUGCCCCCUUCAGGGUCGGUUGCAUAAUCAGCUCUCUCCUCCUGCUCCACCUAUUCGACUCCAUCAAGCCACCGACGCACACAGCUGCACUCUUCUAUCUGCUCUCGUUCUGUAAGAGUGCCACUGUUCCGCUGGUCACCGUCAGCAUCAUUCCGUACUGCGUGUCCGGAGCCCUGAGUUUACCAAGCAAGAAACACCUCUAAAAGAACUUCUGAAAGACAAUUCUAGUAAGAACACAAACCCUCAGCAGUAUUUUCUAGCUUUCAUUCUUUACAGCACAUCUCUUCAGCUAUACUAACUCAACUUCAACACCAACAUGUGCUUGGUUUGGUUUUCUUCUCCCCCUUCCCCUACCCCACCAAACAAAGAAAGAAGACUUCCUUAAGCACUGUAAAAAGUUGUUUAUUGCUCAGGAUUACGGUGUUGUGUUUAGAUUACUGUUUUAUUUAAUCUCAUAACUCGUAUCUUAGUGCUCUUUAAGUGUACUGAGAAUAGGCUUGGCGUCUAGCCCAAGCACACAAAUGCUUUUAGAUGAGGUUCGUUUUUAAGAACUGAGAUGUAUUACUUUAUGACAGGGAUGAAGAGCAUUGUUUUAUUUCACGCAAUCAAACAGAAAGUUCUGCUUGCCUGUAUUGUGAAAUCCCUCAUUUUUGUCUGUGUGUAUGGAAAUGAUAGUUGCUUGUGCCUUCUGUAAAAUUCUAUUUUUGAAAACAUUUAUUUUUAAUAAAACAUUCAAAAUAUA